Molecule: messenger RNA, 1950 nt
Organism: Coprinopsis cinerea okayama7#130
Lineage: Eukaryota; Fungi; Basidiomycota; Agaricomycetes; Agaricales; Psathyrellaceae
Exons: 4
Coding region: 1-1950 (649 amino acids)
Source: RefSeq, a predicted model, not a curated record
AUGUCGCCCUCAUUCGAUAUGGGCGAGGGUCUCAGCCUUAGGCAUCUACCUGAUGCUUCGAACGCCUCAUUCUCGUUUCAAAUCCCAACCUCCACUAGGACAGCAGAUUACUUGCUCGCUGAUGACGGCGAGGACUUCUUUAACGGUGUAGACGACCUCCUGGCAACCCCGGCACCACCCAGACUCGGCGAUCGUCCCCUAAGGCUCAGCGACCUGACGCCUAGACCGUCGGGCAGAAACGAUUCCAAAGCUCCGUGCCCACCAGAGCAUCAUGCUGGAUCAUCAGAACUCCUUGAAGACAACAAACCCUCCCAACGAUCCCCAAGAACCAGGAAGAGCCGUGUUAAUACGGCAAGACCGAAGCCUAGCGCGAUCACCCGACUCACAGGGAUGCUCCCAAAGGCAGAUGUCUUUCCAGCAUCUCCAGCGGGAGAACGCAUCGACAAUCUGAAGGCUCAAGUUAGCUCCUUGGCAGAUGACCGUGAAACCAUCCCAUUGACCUUUCCAUCGAAACCUCCACCUGACUCAGCGCCCCCUCCUGUCUCCAAACACAAUCCAGCCCCAAAUCAAGAGCCAUCAGUACCCCAGAACAAAGCACCUCACCCUGUCCAAAUCACAGAACCUGUCCCGAAAGCUCGACGGCGGAGAGGGACUAUUGUGGCCCCUUCUAUGAAUGACUGCCGCAGCGGCAUGAACGCACCGCGCUUCUCAUCAGACGGCCCAUCGACGUCCAAGCCACCAGAUGGAGUACAGGAAACUCACGCCGACUCCAGCGGAGACUCUGUUGCUCUGGGCGGCAUUGCAGCUCGUCUGCUAACGUACAGUGAACAGAUCUUAACCACUGCCGAACAUGUCGAAAGUGGCUCUAAACCCACGUCUAAACCCGUUACUGCAUACUCACAAGACUCGAUGGCAGGCACAUCUGCCCCAUGCGUACCAUCGACUUCGACUGAUGACAGCCCUUUGACGUUAUCUCAACUCUCUCCUGAAAAGCCCCGUUCGGAAGCGCGAGGAGUUCGUGUGCGGCAAGGUGCUGUCGAGGAAGCACCUCCACCAAAGCCUCUUCUAACCUCAUCGAGCAAGAGGCCGGCCGGAAACCCAUCUGACGACGGUCCAGCGCGGAAAAGAGCUAAACCUAACGCCCCUUCUGCUCCUGACAAGGGGUCGACAUCCAAUAAAUCAGCGGAGGAUGUACCGCCGACUCGGAAGGUUGUUCGACGUCGCUCGUCUGGUUCUAGGUCCAGGUCGACAGUCACGGGCGAGCUACCAAGAACACGACUGAGAACGUCUGGUACCACAAGGGUUACCAGAAGCAGCAGGUCCAGCAGUCUGAACAAAUCCGAGUCCGAACGGGAGAAGGCCAACGCCUCGUCGUCAACUGGUGGGACUAGCAGAGCGGUAACUCCACGGCUACGAGAUUCGCACCACAAAGAGACGAAGAUCAAAUCGGCGGACAAGUCUUCACUGUCUCGACCUUCAACCGAACAGGUCGCGAGUGGGUCCACGUCCUCAAAGAGAAGCGUUAUUCGCGCGACUAUCCCUCACGAAUUCAACUUCCAUGUCGACGCCCGGUUAGAAGCUCGUAACCGUGAAUCACAACAGUCAGACCGUCUUGGUGGAUCGUCUAAAGCCAACAAGAAGAAGGGUUCUAUACCAGACUUCAAGGCUCGACGUGAAGCCGAGUUACCGCACCGAAAAGAGAACAUUCAGCCCGUCGUACCCCAACCCUUCAAGUUCGAAUUGGACUCUAGGCUGAAAGAGCGUGCCAAGUUUGAAGAGAUGAUUCGAGAGAAGGAGCUUCAACGGCAUCGAGAACUGGAGCAGAAACGAAGGGAACGGGAAGAAGAGGAGGAACGGGAAAUCCGAGAGUUGCGCAGGAAGCUGAUUCCAAAGGCGAAUGAGGUUCCGGAAUGGUACAAAGAUGCACCAAAGAAGGUCAAAGGUGGUUAG